AUGGCCUCACUCGAUCAACCCCAGCACCUUGAGCCUUCCAAGCUUGGCACAAAGGAAUACUGGGAUACCCUCUAUACCCGCGAAAUCUCCAACCACGCCGCAGACCCGUCCGACAUCGGUACCGUCUGGUUCGACGACUCCGACGCUGAGACCAAGAUCCUCGACUUCCUCGACCGCCUGGCCGACGGCGACCUCGAGUUGCUCGUCGACGACCUGACCAUCUCUCGCGACGACGCCACCUUCCUCGAUCUCGGUUGCGGCAACGGCUCCCUCCUCUUUGCCCUCCGCGACGAAUCCUGGCCGGGACGCGCCCUGGGCGUCGACUACAGCCCGCAGAGCAUCGCCCUCGCGCGCCAGAUCACCGUGGCCAAGCAAGCCGAAGCCGACGCCGAGCCCGACGCCGAUUCUCCCAACCCCGUCGAGUUCCAGGAGUGGGACGUCAUCGCCGGGCCCUUCGACACCGUCCUCAGCGGGCCCCAGGCCGACGGUUGGGAUAUUGUCUUGGACAAGGGCACCUUCGACGCCAUCUGCCUCAGCGACGAACAGGACGCCCAGGGCCGACGCCUUUGCGAGGGAUAUCGGGACCGCGUUCUGCAUCUAGUCAAGAAGGGCGGCAUCUUCCUCGUUACGAGCUGCAACUGGACCGAGUCGGAGUUGCAGGGCUGGUUCGAGCGCCGGGGCGACGACGGCUUCGACCUUGCCGGCAAGGUCGAGUACAAGUCCUUCAGCUUCGGCGGUGCCAAGGGGCAGACCAUCAGCACUCUGUGUUUCCGCAGGGUGUAG
Messenger RNA from Ilyonectria robusta, 783 nucleotides. RefSeq names its product S-adenosyl-L-methionine-dependent methyltransferase. Gene Ontology annotation, molecular function: protein-lysine N-methyltransferase activity. Bases 1 to 783 code for a protein of 260 amino acids. Gene Ontology annotation, biological process: peptidyl-lysine dimethylation; peptidyl-lysine monomethylation. The transcript is spliced from 2 exons. The record is from RefSeq and is a predicted model, not a curated record. Lineage: Eukaryota; Fungi; Ascomycota; Sordariomycetes; Hypocreales; Nectriaceae. Gene Ontology annotation, cellular component: cytoplasm.